Messenger RNA from Lolium rigidum, 563 nucleotides. RefSeq names its product non-specific lipid-transfer protein 2-like. The transcript has a single exon. The coding region runs from base 97 to 384 and encodes 95 amino acids. Gene Ontology annotation, biological process: lipid transport. The record is from RefSeq and is a predicted model, not a curated record. NCBI's taxonomy places the organism in Eukaryota, Viridiplantae, Streptophyta, Magnoliopsida, Poales, Poaceae.
UCACUCACGAACCAGUUUGGUAUCCCACCGAAGCUCACUCUGUCAGCUGCUCCCAUUUCGUCCGAAUCCAAGAACCCAGCAAGCAAGCAAGCAACCAUGGCGGCGGCGGCGAAGGUAGCUCUGGUCUGCUUCCUCCUGGUGGCGCUCGCGGCGGCGCCGGGCGCGGUGGAGGCGGCGACUUGCAGCCCGACGCAGCUCACCCCGUGCGCACCGGCGAUCAUCGGGAACGCGGCGCCGACCGCGGCGUGCUGCGGGAAGCUCAAGGCGCACCCGGCGAGCUGCCUGUGCAAGUACAAGAAGGACCCCAACCUGCAGCGCUACGUCAACUCCCCCAACGGCAAGAAGGUCUUCGCCGCCUGCAAGGCGCGCCUGCCAAAGUGCUGAGCUACUGAGCUUUAUAUAUGCAUGAGCUCCGUCUCUCUCUGGCACGCGUGUUGCACGUACCCACGCUAUGGCAUGGCUUUGUUGCACUUCAUGUGUGUUAAUUAAAUACGGUGCAAAACACGUGGUUAUUAAGUGAUAAUAAAAUAAAAUGACCGGGCUGUACUUUAGUACAGCACGCA